This is a messenger RNA of Ornithodoros turicata, 806 nucleotides long. RefSeq names its product prefoldin subunit 1-like (gene Pfdn1). The record is from RefSeq and is a predicted model, not a curated record. Gene Ontology annotation, cellular component: cytoplasm; prefoldin complex. The coding region runs from base 58 to 429 and encodes 123 amino acids. NCBI's taxonomy places the organism in Eukaryota, Metazoa, Arthropoda, Arachnida, Ixodida, Argasidae. Gene Ontology annotation, molecular function: protein folding chaperone. Gene Ontology annotation, biological process: protein folding. The transcript is spliced from 4 exons.
CAGAUCCAUUGCGAUUACGACAGCCACAGCGGACACGACAUCGGCAUCAGUGGGAUCAUGGCGGCGCCCGUAGACAUGGAACUUCGAAAGGCGUUCCAAGAGCUGCAAGUGAAAAUGAUCGACACUACACGCCGAUUGAAGAUGGCAGACAUGCAAAUUGACUCCUUGAAGAAUGUCAUUCAAGGUGCAUACCUAACUGGUGAAGCACUUUCCGAAGCUCCUGCUGAUACCAAGAUGUUUGUAUCUGUCGGUCGAAUGUUCAUUGUGUCCAGCUCGCCAGAUGUGAAGAAGACAUUAGAUGACAAGAUAAAGACAAACAGUGAAAAGAUAAAAAAUCUUGAAACUAACAAGGCAUACCUGGAGAGGAGCUUGAAGGAAUCUGAAAACAAUCUCAGGGAAAUGAUUAUUCAGAAGCAGAGUAUGCAGUGAGAUUUAAAAUUGAUUAGAAAUCAUCAGUUUACACUCACUAUCCACCUCUCAGGACAUAAUGAUUGCUUCAUCUUUCCCUGCUCAUUUUCUUUUGUGAGUUUUGCUGCGGAAUAAUCACGCAUCGGAUUUCCUUGUUGUGUAUAAGACUUCUUUGAUGGUGCUGCCUUUCAAUCCUAGAAAUUAUAGUUUAAUUGAGGUGCACUGGCGUUCAGGUAUAAGGUAUCAUCACGGUCUUCAUCUUUCCGCAGCAUUGAAUGAUGAAAUUGAAUGCAUUGUGCGUCUGAACUUUUACAGUGAAUCUGUUGUACUGGCCAAGCAUUCUAGAAGAUUUGUCACCCUUUAGAAUUUCACUGAGGAUUAAAUAUUUGUACACUGGA